AUGCCGUUUGAAAAAUGGGGAAUUGAUUUUUGCGGACCGUUUCCUCCAGCUCGACGGACAGGUUAUAAGUAUGUACUAGUCUGCACUGAUUACGUUACAAAAUGGUCUGAGGUGAAGGUUCUAUGGGAGGAUACUGGUAAGAAGGUGGCGGAGUUUUUUUAUGAGCAGAUAAUUACACGGUUUGGAGUUCCCCUUGAACUGGUGAGUGAUCGGGGUACACACUUCUUGAACGAGGCAGUGGCAGCAUUGACAGAAACUUAUGGAGUUUAUCACUCGAAGUCUACUCCUUACUACCCGCAUUGCAAUGGUCAAGUGGAGUGUACAAAUGGAACUCUUUGCCAGAUUGUUACUAAAACCUGCUCAGCUUCUCGGAUGGAUUGGGAUAAGCGCCUGUUGGAUGCAGUCUGGGCGUAUCAGGUAGCACUAUUGCCGGUGGAGCUUGAAGUUCCAGCCUUGAGGAUGGGUGUGGAGCAUGCUAUGGACUGGGACGGUGCCAUACAGCAGAGGUUGAACGAGCUAGAACGAUUGGAUGAGAUGAGGCUGCUGGCAUUUCAAGCUAGAGAGGCACUGCAGAAGCGGAGGAAGAAAUGGCAUGAUGAUCAUAUUCGAGAGCGAAAGUUUGCAAUAGGGGAUUUGGUGCUGUUGUAUGACAGCAAGUUUUGGAAGUGGCCAGGAAAACUCAAGAUACGGUGGCUGGGCCCUUACGUGGUGGUGAAUGUCAACGACAAUGGCUCGGUGCAGAUGGCAGAUUUGAGUGGGAACCUGUUGCCAAUGUGGAUCAAUGGUUUUUGA
Molecule: messenger RNA, 792 nt
Organism: Selaginella moellendorffii
Lineage: Eukaryota; Viridiplantae; Streptophyta; Lycopodiopsida; Selaginellales; Selaginellaceae
Exons: 2
Coding region: 1-792 (263 amino acids)
Biological process (GO): DNA integration
Molecular function (GO): nucleic acid binding
Source: RefSeq, a predicted model, not a curated record